Messenger RNA from Salmo salar (Atlantic salmon), 1605 nucleotides. RefSeq names its product X-ray repair complementing 4 (gene xrcc4). The record is from RefSeq and is a predicted model, not a curated record. Gene Ontology annotation, molecular function: DNA binding. Gene Ontology annotation, biological process: positive regulation of ligase activity; response to X-ray; double-strand break repair via nonhomologous end joining. Lineage: Eukaryota; Metazoa; Chordata; Actinopteri; Salmoniformes; Salmonidae. Gene Ontology annotation, cellular component: DNA-dependent protein kinase-DNA ligase 4 complex; nucleus; DNA ligase IV complex.
CAAGUUAUUUAAUCAAAUGUUAUAUUUAAGAAUUUAAUUAAACAACUUACCAUGUCGGAGCUAGGUAUGCUAGCUAACUAGCUGCUACGGUGCCACCUCACACUUCCGUAGCGUCGUAGACAGAUGACGUACGGAACCAGGAAGAGACGAACUGAAACCGCAGCGUCUUGCGAUUUAAACUAGAUUUAACACCGGUUGUAGGUUUAAAUAUCAGAGGUCGACCAUCGGCUAUUUAAAGACACAACCAACUAUCUAACGAAGGCUGGUGCAGUUUGAGGUGUGAGAUGCAUGUGACUGUGCGUGAGGUCCGUAUCUCCUCGGAUUCAGAGACUUCCUACUUCCUGCGAGUGGAGUGGAGGGGUCGGGACUUAGGCUCUGGCUUCCUGUUACUGCUCACUGAUGGACAGAACGCAUGGAGAGGAGAGGUAUCAGAGGAUGCGGUGAGGGAGGAGGCUGAGGAGUUGGAGAUGCAGACAGAUCGUUACAUCCAGGACCUCCAGCAGGCCCUGACUGGGACUGUAGCCUCUACUGACUACAGCUUCACCUUGACCUAUAACCCCGGCCCAAUGGCCAACAUGACCCUGGCCUACGAGAAGGUGCAGAGGGACAUCUCGUUCUGCCUGGGCUCUGUGUUGCUGGGUAAGAUUCCAGAGCCAGUGGAGGAGGUUAGAGCGUUACUCAUUCACGGUCUAGAACGUGGAACCGCACUGCAGAACCACAACCACUUACUAAAGGAGGAGAACCACAGACUCAAACAGGAGCUACAACACAUCAAUGCAGAGUUGCAGCUGUUUGUCAGUGGGAAGGAGACACUCGAGUCAGAGCUGUACUCUCGCUUCACCCUGGUGCUGAAUGAGAAGAAGGCCAAGAUACGCAGUCUACAGAAGAACCUCACACACCUGCAGGAGACCAGGGAAGAGGGAGAGAGCAGCAGUCCAGGGAAGGGAACGAAAAAGACGACAGGACAGACCAGAGAGGAGGAUGAAUAUGAAGCGAGCACUGAUGAAGAGCAGUUACAGCCUGCCUCUAUAGAACCCACCCAGGGGACGUCGCGUAGCCGCAGCCCAUUGGACAACAGUCUGAAUGACAUCACAGACGUGGCGCCCUCCCGUAAACGGCGCUUCCGCCACCUGCAACCUCCUGACACCGUUGCUAAGAGACCGACCUUGGAGCCAGCGCAGAAACCGAGGAGGGACCCCCUGCCAUCAUCCAGAGCAGCAGCCAAUAAGGACCAGGCUCCCCAGCAUUCUACUGAUGCCAUUCCUGAUGCUGAGGACCUGUUUGAGGACAUCUGAGUUCUAACCACUCCUCAAUCAAAUUCUUUCCAUCCCCCACCGCUUUCAUCUCUCUCUCCCUCCAUUACUUUCGUCUGUCACUCUAUCAGCUGGUCCCAACUCUCUUAGAACCCCUUCCCCUAAUUAACCCCUUCGAUGUUUGGAAAUCUGAAAGAUCAGGAUAGGUAUAAACAGUAUUGUGUUGGAGCUUCCAUCCUAUUCCUUCCACCUUACAGAUCCAAAUGUAAAAGUGUAUUAUUAAUAUCAUGAAUUUGGUAUCCUAUUGGUAAUGGUAACUCAUUUUAAAAUUACAAAGAUCCAAUCAACUAUG